Molecule: messenger RNA, 5047 nt
Organism: Nerophis ophidion (straightnose pipefish)
Lineage: Eukaryota; Metazoa; Chordata; Actinopteri; Syngnathiformes; Syngnathidae
Gene: fstl4
Product: follistatin-like 4
Exons: 16
Coding region: 192-2687 (831 amino acids)
Biological process (GO): regulation of BMP signaling pathway; multicellular organism development; cell differentiation
Molecular function (GO): protein binding
Source: RefSeq, a predicted model, not a curated record
AAGAAGAAGAAGAGCGCAGAAGAAGAAGAAGAAAAUAAAAAUAAAGAAGAAGAAAAAGAGGAAGCAGGGAAGAGUUUGUCAUCUUCUGGAACAUUCUGAAGAAGAGGAAUAAACUGAUAAUAUUUCACUCUUUGGACAUUUGAACAUUUUUCGUCUUGUUGUUGCUCUCCGAGUCCCGCAGGGAGGUGCUGAUGGGCAGCCUGGCUGUUUGGGUGGCGGUCCUGGCCGCCUUGUCGGGCUGCUGCCAGGCUGGAGGACACACAAGCCACCUGGAAGCGGAACCAACAAUAACGACGGUGAAGGGGAAGGCGAACACCAGCAUGGAUCAAUCAUCCCCCGACCCUGACGGCGGUGCCUGCCGGAGGACCUACUGCGGCCGCGGCCGCCAGUGCGUCCUGAUGGCGGGCAGCGGGCGGGCCGAGUGCGUCUGCCAGGAACAGUGCCGGCCCUCCUUCGUGCCGGUGUGCGGCUCGGACGGACGCUUCUACGAAAACCACUGCGAGGUUUACAGGAGCGCCUGCCUGGAGAGGAGGCGGAUCUACGUGGUGCACAGCAAGGACUGCUUCUUCAAAGGCAACGCUUGCACCAUGUCAGAGUACAACCGUCUGAAGAGCACGCUGAUGGACAUGAAGACCACGGCCCGGAACGCCGGCGAGUGGAACCAGCAGAGGAACAUGGAUGAGAAGAGGGUGCUGGCGGAGACCAUGUUCAAAUACCUGGACAUGGACCGAGAUGGACGACUGGUCAGCGAGGAGCUCGAGAAGAUCUCCACCAAGGAGCACCUGGACGACGGCGUGCUGCGCUGCACCAUGCAGGACCUGCUGCGCUACGACGACUACAACAACGACGGACACCUCAGCCUUCACGAGUUCUACACCGCUUUCCAGGUUGUCCAGCUGAGCCUGGCGGAGGACCAGCGGGUCAGCGUUUCCACGGUGACGGUGGGCCUCAGCGCCGUCCUGACCUGCGCCAUCCAGGGGACCCUGCGCCCGCCCGUCAUCUGGAAGAGGAACGGCAUCGUUCUCAACUUCCUGGACCUGGAGGACAUUAAUGACUUUGGGGAUGAUGGGUCGCUGUACAUCACCAAGGUGACAACCAUCCACAUGGGGAACUACAGUUGCCAUGCCUACGGCUACGAGGACCUCCGCCAGACGCACGUGCUGCAGGUCAACGUCCCUCCGGUGAUCCUGGUCUACCCGGAGACGCAGGCCCAGGAGCCCGGCGUGUCUGCCAGCCUGCACUGCCACGCCGACGGCAUCCCGGACCCCAAACUGCAGUGGCUGAAGAACGGCGCCGACCUGCAGCCUCGCUCCUCCAAGCAGCUUUCUCUCCUCGCGAACGGCAGCGAGCUGUUCAUCGGCAGCGUGCGCUACGAGGACACGGGCGCCUACACCUGCCUGGCCAAGAACGAGGUGGGCGUGGACGAGGACAUCUCCUCCUUGUUUGUGGAGGACUCGGCCAAGAAGACGCUUGCCAACAUUCUGUGGAGGGAAGAAGGUCUGAGCGUGGGAAACAUGUUCUACGUGUUUUCCGACGAGGGCGUGACCAUCCUGCAGCCCGGCCAGUGUGAGAUCCACAGACAAAUGAAAAGGACAGAGAGGAUCGUGGCGACAUACGAGGAAAUGUGCCCUAGCGGCGAGGGUGCGGCCCCCCCGCGCUGCGUGUGGUCGUCGGCGGUCAACGUUCGAGAGAAGUACAUCUACGUGACCCAGCCGCUCCACAGCCGCCUCCUGGUGCUGGACAUUCAGGCACAGCGGGUGGUGCAGGCAAUAGCCACGGACGCCUUCCCUGUCAAGACGCUGUACGACAAGUCACAUGACCAGGUGUGGCUGCUGGCUUGGGGGGACAUGGACAAGACGCACCCCACCCUGCAGGUGAUCCCUCAAGCCAGCGUCGGAGAAGCCCAUCACGCCAUGCGCACCCCCUUCCAGCGGGUCGACGACUUCUUCAUCCCGCCGACCAACCUCAUCAUCACUCAUGUGAGGUUCGCCUUCAUCUUCCUCAAAGACGAGCCUGCCGUCCACAAGGUGGACCUGGAGACCUUCCGCCGCGUGAAGACGAUAAGCUUGAAGAACCACAGCUGCGUGCCGGCCGGCAUGGCGUACACGCACCUGAGCGGCGUCUACUUCGUCCAGUGCCGGACCGGAGGACGCCCGCGGGCUCCGCCCCUGCUCCUCAUCGACAGCGUGACCGACGCCGUCAUCGGGCCUAACAUCAUCGCCGGCGACCGCGCCUUCGUGUCGCCGGACGGCCGCUACAUCGUGACGUCCGACCCCGGCGCCGCCAAACUGCGAGUCCAGACGGUGUCGUUCCAGGGCGAGCUGAGUCUGAAACAGGAAUUGGACGACCCCGUCGUCGUGUCGGACCUCAUUUUCCAGCCGUCCUUCGCCGAGUCCAACAGAUACGUGGCGGUGGCAUCCUCGGACUCCACCACGGACCUCCUCUUCGCCGAUCUAUCCUCGGGUCACACCGAGGUCCUCCGGGGCCUCAAGGAGCCCCUGGACCCUCAGACCUGGCCCUGGGGGGGUCCUCACAGGGUGGUGGUCUCCAGCGGCUUGUUCGGACAGUACCUCCUCACCCCGUCGGCCCGGUCCCUCUUCAUCCUGAACGGCAAGCAAAGAACGCCGCACUGCGAGGUGUCGGACAUCAAGAGGGGGAACACGGUGGUCUGGGUGGGCGAGGUAUGAGCUAAAAGAAAAAAAAACUAAAAAAAAAACCUAGGUUUGAGUAUUUCCCGGAUUCCCGCGGUCGUGGACUCAAGCUGGGGACUGAGCGAGGAAAGGGGUUUGGAGUUGAUGUUUAAAAAAAACAAAAAACGAAUAGAGUAAAUUGUUGUGAUGUUCCUGCUGGAAGAAAGUGUCAAUGGCGUCCAGUCCAGUAACUCCAGAAUUGUACAUUAUUGCACUUCUUCCAUCACAGCAAAGUAGGUACCUUGGUUACCAAAACCGCAAACUAUGCACAACGCUCACUUUUUUUAGACAGGGGGGAAAAAAAAAAAAAAAAAAAAUAGCUUUCCAAUCCCUUUUGUGUUUUUGGUCGUCUUCACCGUUGCUGCGUUUGAUAGCCACCCAUAAACUGGGGCAAAAAAAAAUAUUUAGUCAGCCACAGAUUGUGCAAGUUCUCCCACUUCAAAUGAUGACAGAGGUCUGUAAUUUUCAUCAUAGGUACACUUCAACUGUGAGAGACAGGAUGUGAAAAAAAAAUCACAUUGUUAGAAUUUUAAAGAAUUUAUUUGUAAAUUAUAGCAGGAAAUAAGUAUUUGGUCAACCAUUCAAAGCUCUCACUGAUGGAAGGAGGUUUUGCCUCAAAAUCUCACAAUAUAUGGCUCCAUUCGUUCUUUCCUUAACACGGAUCAAUCGUCCUGUCCCCUUUGCAGAAAAACAGCCCCAAAGCAUGAUGCUUCCACCCCCAUGCUUUACAGUAGGUAUGGUGUUACUGGGAUGCAACUCAGUAUUCUUCUUCCUCCAAACACGACAAGUGGAGUUUGUACCAGAAAGUUCUAUUUUGGUUUAAGAUAUUUGAAGUGCUCCCCCUCUGGUCAACAUAUGAAAUAACAAGUGUGUUUAAAAUAUUUGAAGUGCUCCCCCUCUGGUCAACAUAUGAAAUAACAAGUGUGUUUAAAAUAUUUGAAGUGCUCCCCCUCUGGUCAACAUAUGAAAUAAGUCAGUGUAAACAUUUGAAGUGAAGUGAAGUGAAGUGAAUUAUAUUUAUAUAGCGCUUUUUCUCUAGUGACUCAAAGCGCUCUACAUAGUGAAACCCAAUAUCUAAUUUUUACAUUCAAACCAGUGUGGGUGGCACUGGGAGCAGGUGGGUAAAGUGUCUUGCCCAAGGACACAACGCCAGUGACUAGGAUGGCUGAAGCGCGGAUCGAACCUUCAACCCUCAAGUGUGCUGGCACGGCCGCUCUACCAACCGAACUAUACCAGCUAUAAAGUGUUCCCCCUUUGGUCAACAUAUGAAAUAACAAGUGUGUUUAGAAUAUUUGAAGUGCUCCCCCUCUGGUCAACAUGUGAAAUUAGUUUGUGUAAACAUUUGAAGUGUUCCCCCUUUGGUCAACAUAUGAAAUAACAAGUGCUUGUGCAAAUUUGAAAUCCUUCCCCCUCUGGUCAACAUAGGAAAUAACAAGUUUGUGUACAAAUUUGAAGUCCUCCCCCUCUGGUCAACUUAUGAAAUAACAAGUGUGUUUAAAAUAUUUGAAGUGCUCCCCCUCUGGUCAACAUAUGAAAUAAGUUUGUGUAAACAUUUGAAGUGUUCCCCCUUUGGUCAACGUAUGAAAUAACAAGUGCUUGUGCAAAUUUGAAGUGCUUCCCCCUCUGGUCAACAUAUGAAAUAACAAGUUUGUGUACAAAUUUGAAGUUCUCCCCCUCUGGUCAACAUAUGAAAUAACAAGUGUGUGUAGGACAUUUGACGUGCUCCCCCUCUGGUCUUUUGAUUGAGUGAUUGAUUGAUUGAUACUUUUAUUAGUAGAUUGCACAGUACAGUACAUAUUCCCUACAAUUGACCACUAAAUGGUAACACCUGAAUAAGUUUUUCAACUUGUUUAAGUCGGGGUCCACGUUAAUCAAUUCAUGGUAAACAAAUGAAAUAAGUGUGUGUGAGAAAUUGAAAUGCACCCCCUUUGGCCACAAUUAACAAAAUAAAUAACAUUAAAAUUUAUAUAGAGACAUACUGUAAUAAAGAAGUAAAUAAUGAAGAUUAAAAAAACAAUUACAAACAUUAAAAUUAAAUAAGUGACUAAAAGUAGUAUUUUUGUCACAAUGUGUCAGCUUUUUUAUCGUAAAAUUGGGAACAAUUUCUCAUAUUCUUUCUGUUUUUGUUAUAUCGCAGAAUUUUCUUGUAAAAUUAUUAAUUUUUUUCUGUAAAAUGAUUGCUUUUUACUGCAAAAUGGUGACGUGUCUUAUAAAAUUCAAAUUUUUUCACAACGUUCAUCUGACCACAUGACAUUCCCCCAAUCCUCUGCUGUAUCAUCCAUGUAUCCAUUUUGGUAUAAACUCAACUCGUCGUGUUUGGAGGAAGAAGAAUACUGAGUUACAUCCCAAGAACACCA